CUGUUGAUACUUCAUUCAGUAGCGAACAGAAACAAAUCAUUAAACAGUACAUGGCCACUCUGGGAGACGACGUCUGGAGACACACUAUAGUUCUGUUCACGUGGGGCGACAGAUUUCCAGACAUCUCCAUCGAGCAGCACAUUGAGAGUGAAGGUGAAGCUCUUCAGUGGCUGGUUGAGAAAUGCAGGAACAGAUAUCACGUCUUUGACAACACAGACAAGAAGAAUCGAGAUCAAGUCACAGAGCUGCUGCAGAAGAUUGAUGAGAUGGUGGCAGAAAACAGUCUGUUCUGCUUCAACACUCAGUGUGCUGCAGAAGUGAACCGUUAUGAGACCGACACACAACAAGACGAGGAAUUAAGUCUGAACACUGAACAAUUACUGACGUUAAUGUUCCAGGAGAUGAAAAACAGGCAUAAAGAAAUAAAAAGGAAGCUGGAGGAAUUAGGGGUGGAUGUCACUAGAUGUAGAGAUGACGAAAGUGAUCGAUGGAGCAUGGAGGGCCCCAUACAAUUGAAAGCUGAUGAGAAACUCAUAGAGAAGAUAAGGAGAGAAGUAAGCAGAUGGGAAGCAAUUCUAACGAAUGGGAUGUUGAACAUUCAGAAUCCUGAAGCAUCUCGCGGUGAGUUAUUUAAUUUUACAUCAUUUAAGUUGCUUAAUGGAAACAUUUUCUUCAUUUUUAGUUUAACAUUGUAUGCCAGUUUAUUUCAUGUCCAAAUCACAUUCUUUGCCUCUUACAUUGUCAUAUUCAUUAACUCUACAGGUGAAACUCUUAUUCAAAGUAGAAAUGAAAUGGUGUUGAGGUGGCUUCAACAAUAUGAGGAAUACAGGCCAUCUAAAAUAAACGUCAGAUAAUACUUCCAAACUUCAGUGAGGAAAAAAUGCAUGGCUGUAAAUACCAGUUUGCAGAACAUUCUGCAUGAAAAUAUGCUAAAUAUACUGUAUGCAGUAUACAUUUUACAUUUUACAUGGCAAUUAAUUCUAAAUGUUUUUUUUCUAAUUAUUCAUGUUUGUGUAUUUCUAUAACUAACAACUGAUAUUGUUGGGUAAAAUCUAAAAAAGUAUGUUAUUUUUACAUUAUAAUUCUCAUAAUAUGAAGUCAUUUUUGAGUUAUGAUUUAGUCUAAGACAAUUAAUAUUCAAUAACCUGAACAAGUACAAAGAACAGCAUAGACUUGGGAAUGUUAAAAUUUCUUAAAAUGCACCCUUUGAUUUUCAAUCCCUGUAUCAUUGUAACCUUUAAACCAAUUAAUACCUACAUAAAGUAAACACCUCUCAAGAGUCU
Molecule: messenger RNA, 1283 nt
Organism: Cyprinus carpio (common carp)
Lineage: Eukaryota; Metazoa; Chordata; Actinopteri; Cypriniformes; Cyprinidae
Exons: 2
Coding region: 51-854 (267 amino acids)
Source: RefSeq, a predicted model, not a curated record